GAGACUACAUCCGUCGGCAACGAGAACUAACCCAGUGACGUUUCGUUGGACACGUCGUCAUAUGCGUCUCCACGUUUCUUCUUACGCAGGCGCGACACUCGCGCUCGCCAUUGAAUCUUGAGUGAUCUUGAGUCUCGUAACAGCAGGACAUAUCGAGUGGUUGGCUGCUGAGUUUGUCGUUAUUUGAAAAAUUGCGGAGAAUGUCAGGCAAAUCUAAAGCAUUUACGAAGGAGGAAGAGCUGCUGCUACAGGACUUCUCCAGGAAUGUCUCGACGAAAUCCUCGGCGCUGUUCUAUGGGAAUGCGUUUAUUGUUUCGGCGAUACCCAUCUGGUUAUUUUGGAGAAUACAUUUGAUUGAUCUGUAUGCUAACUUAAUCUCUUUCAUAGGGAUUACAUUAUUAAGCACAUACGCUCUUGCAUUAGCAUAUAAAAAUACAAAAUUUAUCCUCAAACAUAAGAUUGCUGUGAAAAGAGAAGAUGCUGUAACGAAGGAAAUAAGUCGUAAACUUGCAGAAGACAAGAAAAUGAGUAAGAAGGAAAAGGACGAAAGGAUUUUGUGGAAGAAGAAUGAGGUAGCAGAUUAUGAAGCAACAACAUUCUCUAUUUUCUACAACAAUGCCCUUUUCUUGGCACUCGUCAUUGUAUCUUCAUUUUACAUUCUAAAAACUUUCUCGCCUGCGGUAAAUUACAUACUUUCCGUAGGAGCUACUAGUGCACUCUUAGCGUUAUUAUCAACAGGAUCUUAAUAAUAUAUAUGUCAUGGUAUAUUUUGUUAUCUAAUUUCAUAAGAAAUCUUCAACAAUGAUUCAUCUUUUUCAUAUGAACAAUUAUAAAUUAUGAUAUAUGGUAUAAAUUAUGAUAAUAAACAUAUUUCUAUUUGCAAAACAA
Messenger RNA from Harpegnathos saltator (Jerdon's jumping ant), 888 nucleotides. RefSeq names its product translocon-associated protein subunit gamma. Gene Ontology annotation, cellular component: endoplasmic reticulum; membrane. The transcript has 4 exons. The coding region runs from base 201 to 746 and encodes 181 amino acids. Gene Ontology annotation, biological process: SRP-dependent cotranslational protein targeting to membrane. The record is from RefSeq and is a predicted model, not a curated record. NCBI's taxonomy places the organism in Eukaryota, Metazoa, Arthropoda, Insecta, Hymenoptera, Formicidae.